AGGACUUCCUGUCGGACAUGGCCAUGACGGAGGUGGAUCGCUUCAUGGACCGGGAGCACCUGAUCUUCCGGGAAAACACCCUCGCCACGAAAGCCAUAGAGGAGUACCUGAAACUCAUCGGCCAGAAAUACCUCAAGGAUGCCAUCGGCGAGUUCAUCCGGGCGCUGUACGAGUCGGAGGAGAACUGCGAGGUUGACCCCAUGAAGUGCUCGGCCUCCACCUUGGCUGACCACCAGGCCAACCUCCGCAUGUGCUGCGAGCUCGCCCUCUGCAAGGUGGUCAACUCGCACUGCGUGUUCCCACGGGAGCUGAAGGAGGUCUUCGCCUCGUGGCGGCUGCGAUGCGCCGAGCGGGUCCGCUAGGACAUCGCCGACCGGUUGAUCAGCGCCUCGCUCUUCCUGCGGUUCCUCUGCCCCGCCGUGAUGUCCCCCAGCCUCUUCGGCCUCAUGCAGGAGUACCCCGACGAGCAGACCGCCCGCACCCUCACCCUCAUCGCCAAGGUCAUCCAGAACUUGGCCAACUUCACCAAGUUUGGCAGCAAGGAGGAGUACAUGGCCUUCAUGAACGAGUUCCUGGAGCUGGAGUGGACCAGCAUGCAGCAGUUCCUCUACGAGAUCUCCAACCUGGACACCCUCACCAACAGCACCAGCUUCGAGGGCUACAUUGACCUGGGUCGAGAGCUCUCCACCCU
Molecule: messenger RNA, 691 nt
Organism: Fulmarus glacialis (Northern fulmar)
Lineage: Eukaryota; Metazoa; Chordata; Aves; Procellariiformes; Procellariidae
Product: ras/Rap GTPase-activating protein SynGAP-like
Exons: 4
Coding region: 18-362 (114 amino acids)
Biological process (GO): regulation of GTPase activity
Source: RefSeq, a predicted model, not a curated record